CUCCCAACAUCUUCCCUUCACUCAUUCUUCUCAACGGCUUGAUCAACCUCCAAUCCCUGCAAAAUGUCCUGCUACGACCUGUGCUCCACCUCUGGCUCCGGCCUCAUCCGGCCCCAGCCCAUCGCCGACAGUGGGAAUGAGCCGUGUGUGCGCCAGUGCCCCGACUCCACCACCGUCAUCCAGCCUCCCGCCGUGGUGGUCACCUUCCCCGGCCCCAUCCUCAGCUCCUUCCCGCAGGAUUCCGUGGUGGGAUCUGCUGGAGCGCCCGUCCUCGGAGCCUCUGGGGGCUCCCUGGGCUAUGGGGGUUAUGGAUCCCUGGGCUAUGGGGGUUAUGGAUCCCUGGGCUAUGGGGGCUAUGGAUCCCUGGGCUAUGGGGGCUAUGGAUCCCUGGGCUAUGGGGGCUAUGGCUCUGGGGGUUAUGGUGGUCUCUGUGGAUACGGGGGUUAUGGAUCCCAGGGCUAUGGGGGUCUGUGGGGCUAUGGGGGCUCCUCCCUGGGCUAUGGGGGUCUGGGGUCCUGUGGGGGUUACCGGGGCCUGUAUGGCUCUGGGAGGUCCUUUGGAUCCUUUGGCUCCUGGAGCCCUUGGUCCUCCCGCUAUGGCCGCUACGGCCGCGGCAGCUGCGGCUCCUGCUAAACCUGAUGGAAAAAUUCCUCAACUCAGUAAACGACACAACUGGAUCCUCACCUGAGCUCCUGAGGAAGGGGCACAGCGUCAGACUUCACUUCACACUGUGGAGUCAGAACCCCUCCAGAAAUCCCUCUUCUCCCUUCCUCCUUCCUUUGCUUGAUCUCCUCUUCCCCACUCCUGCCAGUGGCCAAAUGUGGGGCUCCACCAUCCACUGGCUUCUCCCUUGAACUGCUGCCUCCUGAGACAAGGCUGAGGGAGCAGCUCUCGUGAUGCAGGGAGGGACAACCUGCCUGUCUUUGCCUCACAUGUUCUUGUCCAGCGGAGCCUUCCCUGCCUUUGCAAUAAAAAAAUCCAGCAUCCAA
This is a messenger RNA of Corvus hawaiiensis (hawaiian crow), 989 nucleotides long. RefSeq names its product scale keratin-like. Gene Ontology annotation, cellular component: intermediate filament. The transcript is spliced from 2 exons. The coding region runs from base 64 to 633 and encodes 189 amino acids. Gene Ontology annotation, molecular function: structural constituent of cytoskeleton. Lineage: Eukaryota; Metazoa; Chordata; Aves; Passeriformes; Corvidae. The record is from RefSeq and is a predicted model, not a curated record.